Coccidioides immitis RS is the source of this 737-nucleotide messenger RNA. RefSeq lists its product as uncharacterized. The transcript is spliced from 2 exons. NCBI's taxonomy places the organism in Eukaryota, Fungi, Ascomycota, Eurotiomycetes, Onygenales, Onygenaceae. The record is from RefSeq and is a predicted model, not a curated record. The coding region runs from base 459 to 716 and encodes 85 amino acids.
UAUCUCCUUAGAACUCCAGCUUUUCUUUUAGAGCAUAGUUAAACAAGUUCAAUAAUGACCAAAGUCCUAAGUUUUUUUAACGUUGGAGUUACGAAAUAUAGGGUGUUAAUGUGUUUACCUCAUACCGAAGUUAAGGAUUGAAUGUCAAAUGUGAAUGUCCACAAAGGUAACCCGGAUUUUUGGGAGUAUUCUGGGAGAGAAACACCAGAUAAGAGCGAGAGGAGUUAUGGGCACCAGCGUGCAAGUUUCUGCGGGUCAGAUGCCCCGCGCCGGGCGGGCAACAGGCGGUACAAGUGCAGAUCCAGCAAUAGAAGGGCUAUUUUUGCCCGGGGCCCGGGGGUUUGCUCCGACCAACUUGUCGCCUCAUCCCUACAAGCCGAGGAUAUGCGGUCUUAGGAUGAAGUGCUGACAUUACUCGAGCGAGGGCCUCCGCGAGCAACAGGCAGUACCGAUAUACCAUGGCAAAGAUCGACAGCCAGCCUAUUGCCUCAGGCGGACGAGGGCUUGGACCGCACCGGCGGUGCUUUCGAAGCAAGCGCUGUUUGGCAUUUUUUGGCAUUAUGUUUUUUUGGAUUGAUUCAGGAAGGAGAACAGGGCAAGUUGGAGAAAGGGAUAGAGAAACAUUUGAAAAACUCUUGUCGGGAUACACUCAAGCUGCCUGUCUCGGUCUUUCGGGGACAGCCAUGUUGUUAGAAAAGCUUGGUAGGGCUCUCUGAACUUUCGUUGACUCGAUACAU